This is a messenger RNA of Raphanus sativus (radish), 510 nucleotides long. RefSeq names its product cell wall / vacuolar inhibitor of fructosidase 1. The record is from RefSeq and is a predicted model, not a curated record. NCBI's taxonomy places the organism in Eukaryota, Viridiplantae, Streptophyta, Magnoliopsida, Brassicales, Brassicaceae. Gene Ontology annotation, molecular function: enzyme inhibitor activity. Gene Ontology annotation, biological process: negative regulation of catalytic activity.
AUGAACAAGUUUAUGAAAUUAUUCGCGAUUUUCUUGUUCAUCCAAAUCCAAAUAGCCUUGUCUCAACCAAAUAUUAUACAACAACUCUGCAAAAGAAACCGUUAACCCCUAUGCGUCUCUACUCUCAAUCUUGAUCCUAGAAGCAAAACCUCAAAUCCCAAAGGGCUUGCGUCGAUCUCUAUAGAUGCGACGACAAAGAAAACGAACGAAACGUUAACUUAUCUUAUCUGUUUACGGGGCAUUGGAGGAGGUCGCGAAGAUUAUGAGAAGUACGGAACUUGCAUUGAUCAGGAUUAUGGCGCGUCUGUUGAUAGGUAUUUGCCGGCGGCUUUGGCUAAUCUAAAGGCUAAGAAGUACUCUGCUGCGAUAGCUAACUUGCAAAGCGUUGGGGCGACGGGUGAUUGUCAGAACCAGUUCCCCGGACGUGGUCCAUUACUAGUGAGCCAACGUAACAAAGCCGUUCAUGAUAUUGCCGAUAUGACUACUGACAUCAUCAAAACUUUUGUCUAG